UCGUUCUGACGAGCGGGACCACCGUGACGAUCCCGAUGAAUUUUUCGCCCGAUAUAAAUCUCGAUAAUCCCUGCUCGAAGAAUUACAACGGUGCGCUCUACCUCAAGUAUAACGAGCAUCCUAAUAAGGAUAAGAUACUGUGCAAAGGCGCUGUGAACUUUCCGAGCAUCACGUUGCCCAGCAGAGACGCGACCAUUAAUUGCAUCUUGGGCUCGAGAGCUGUGAAAAAGUUCAAGCUGACUAACAAUGGACCGAUCCCUGUAAUGUAUAAGUUUUUGUGGGCGGGAGAGAGUAUCGAGAUUCACCGGGUCACGUAUGACGCUAGGAAUUUCACGGACGAUUCAGAGUUGCAAAUCAACGUGGUGGAUUGCGAGUUUGCUGCGCGCUUGUGCAAUCGCAAGGAAAAUUUGGAGGAUCGUGAGAACGGAAAUGGAUCUUCAGAGAUCUUCGCAACGUCAGCUUCAUCGUGCUACGAUCUACGGAAAACGGUGUCGGAGACUUCGCUGGCAAAAGCGCUCUGUUCGCGAGUGCUGAACGAAACGCGUGAUAAAUUGAGGAGCAUCCUUUUACCUACGGGAAGGCCGAUAGAAAUGUCCUAUUUAUCAUACUUGGAAGACCCGGAAAUUUUCGCUUUGAUGGAGUCUGCACUCAAGCCUCUUCCUCCCACGAGGGAGUCACUCGACGGGAUACUCGAUAUCGUUCCGCACGAAGGCACUAUCCUUCCACACUCCUCGCAAUAUACGUGCUUCAUUUUCCACGGCACCGAGCCCGUGCGGAUCAAAGUCGUCGCGCUCUGCGACGUUCUUCAGGGCCCCACCGAGCUAGUGAACGUCACCGCCAACGCGGACUUCGUCCACUUCUUCGUUAACAAACGAAUCAUCGAUUUCAACGAACGGUUGUACGGCGAAACGUGCCGGUCGAGCUUCACUUUAGCGAAUCGCAGCGUGAUAUCCCUCAGUUACAAGAUAAACGAGAGGAAUUUAAUAUCGAACGCGGGAAAAAGCGGCCACGCAAUCAACGCGUUAACGGUCCGGCCGAAUAAAGGAACCAUAGAUCCGCUAUCGUCGAUGGAAAUUGAGAUCGAAUUCCAACCGACGCUGCUCGGCGCUUUCGAAAUCGAGCUAGAACUGCAAGUAGCUCAUAUAAUUCCGCAGAUAAUUACCGUGAAAGGCGUUACAAGUUACCCGCAAGUUUACCCCUGCAUCCCACGCGAAGAUAUUUUUCAGCGGCAUUCCGUUGAAUUGGGUUACCGAGCGAUCCAAUUAUUAACUUCUAAUUAUCUCGCGAUGAGACGACAAGUGAUGAUGCAACUCGAUGAUAUGGACGAUAAUAGACCGUGGACUCGUAUACCCGAAUGGGACGAGAAGAUUCUAUCACGUGAUCUAUGGGACCUGAUCACGCCCGAGGAAAUCUUUCCCAGCGUAGUCGAGAUCGAAAUGGCUAUCGACAGACUCCUGGCGACUCGUUUCACCGAGGAGAAUGCAUCCGUCUUGAUGAAACAUUCCAUUCCGCAUAAAAAGGCCGUCCUUCCUCGUCUCUACGUUCCUGAAUACGUCAUAGACAUGGGUUUCGUCGCGAUCGAUCUCACAGCGCGUUACUCGACGACGAUUAUCAAUUACGGACCAUGGAGCGUGGAAAUCGCGAUAAAGAAAUUAGAUAAGAAACAACUUGAGAAUUCCGGUAUCGUCGUGCAAUUUAAGAAGGUGCUAUUGAAAGUCGGGGAAACUGCACCCUUGGUUGUUACAUGGCGACCGACAUCGGCCGGAUACACCGAGAGAAGCACGAAGGAACAACAUACGAUUCAUUUAGAAGUAUCCCGCGGUCCUACCAUCCCGAUAAUCAUAAAAAGCGUCGUCACCUAUCCGUUCGUGAGCCUGAACACGAGAUCGUUGGACUUCCAAACUGUCAUCGUGGGGGAAUGCUUAAUGAUGAGCGUUCUGCUGAAGAACGAAGGCUUCAUCAAUUGUUGCUGGGAAGCGAAAAUGACGAGCAAUACUCGCAAGAGACAGAAGGAUUGCCAGUUCCAUUUGAGCUACAAACCGGAGAUUCUUUCACCGGGUCGUUCGAAUAUCAUCAAUGUCUACUUCAAGCCGCGCAAAACGUGUUAUGCGACGGCGAAAGUAAAAAUCAUCGUCGACAUGGGACUGGAGGAGCAAACGAUAACACUGCGCGGUCAUGGGACAGAGCGAAAAUUGCAGAUAAGCGAAUCCGACAUCGAUUUCCCACCCUCGGUUCCGUUCACCGGAGUGCGGGAGAAAAUAUUUACGAUCGAGAAUGUUUGCGAGGACCCGGUGGAAUUUUUUUGGCAUCAUCUCGAUAGUCUUUUUCCGGAAGAGGAACGGGCGGCCGAGGUGCUGAUUCGUUACUACGGAGUUAAAGAAAUCCUAUUACCGCCUCGAAAACUCGGAGAGAGAAUGCCGACGUUUUUAAUGGAAUUCUAUAAUAGCCUCGUGAGCGAGAUGGAGUACGCUUUGUCAGCGAGAACGAUCGAGGAAGGAACUGUCGCUACUUUAAACGAACAAAGUCCUGAAGAUCUUCUCUCCGAGCCGAUAUGGUUGACGAAGAAUCCCGAAGAGAUUCAGCUUAUGCUCAUUUGCUACGUAGAAGCUCUGCGCGAGGAACUAAAUUUCUCGGAGGAAAUGAAAGAUCCCGUGAAGGAACUGUUUGAUAGUCUCGAGAAAAGCCCAAUUCCAGAACCCGACCCUACGCAACCGGCCAAAAAAGUCUGCAUUAUUUUUCACGGCGCGCCGUUUACCGAAUAUCAAGAAGCCGCAUGUAGAAGCGCCAAGGUGUUGCACGUGCCUUUACUAUGCAUAGACAACGCUAUGAUUGAAGGAAUUGCACUCGGCGACAACCAGUGUUCUGUCGAACUGCGGCGGAUCAUUGACGACGCGUAUCAGGAGUACUUGUCGGAACUGGAGAAAUAUGAAGACGUUUUGGGAAUUUCUCUGCACAGGACGGAAAUAACCAGAUUUGCGGAACAUAGCGAAGAGGAGACAGUAGCGAACGAAAUAUCACCUGAAAGUCCGAAAUCAUCGAAAAUGACUAAAUCUAAUUUGAAAACGGCGACGAAGAUCAAUAGACAUUCAGGAAGUGACGUGCCACCUCCUGAAUCAAUCAUUCCACUUGAAAGAGGACUCGCAAAAAUUCUGCGAGAGCAAGAUUUGAAAUUCUUAGAUCCCGUGAGUCUUUACGAAUUUAAGAUUCAAACGAUCCUGCAGCUGCAGAGAAAUAUGUUGCGUUACGCGACGAAAUCGGCGGGAGACAAAGUCGGCGAGAAAAGCACCGAGAAGAAUCAGGAUGAUACUUUUCUCGGAUUCGACGUUCACUUAUUAGCCGAAGUUCUGCGAGAAAGACUGUCGUUGUCGGAUUUCAAGAAGGGCUUUGUGCUGCAGACUUUGAACAACGUCUUUAUCAGAAACGAAAUUACGACGCUACUCGUAUUGCUCGAUAUCGUUGGGCACUUAGAAUAUUCGUUGUUUGUGACUUUUAUAAACUCAAUGGAUAAAUAUAUUCGAAAGAUGAAUGAAUUGCGAGAAUUAGAAGCGAGAAGAUUGAUGGAAGAAACUAAUAAAAGAAUCCAAGAAAUUGACGAAAUGUGGUUAUCCGAGUAUGAGCUACUUGCAGAAGAUGAGAAGAAAUUCUAUCUGGAAUCGACUUUGCCGAUAAAGAAGCAAGAAACUCUACAAAGGCGAAUACAAUUUCUACAACAGAUGACAGAGUUGAGAAAACGAAAAAAGUCAUCACGCAAAUCUUCCAAGGCAGACAUCGUGAAAAAUAGGGAAACGAAUAAAAUAACGAAGGAUGAGAAAUCCAACAAUCAAAAAGAAAAAUUUCAAAUUGCCGAAGCUCCAGUCAGCAAGAAAGCGAUUCAGAAUUCUAAAGAACUGAAAAAAAAAGACGAUUCGAAAGAGAAGCAGGAAAUGUCAGAGGAACUGGAAAAUAUUGCCAAAGCCAUGAAUAAUUAUCACAGCAAUCUCUCGGUCAUAGAAAACAUCAUUAAAAAUUGGGACCCUCUUAAGAAGGACACGUCGCUCACGACAAAUGGCAAAAUCGUGAAAACCGAUAAACCAGGAGACAAGGGUCCCGACAUCAGUGAGAAGCAGACUCACGCGAACGAAUUUCAUAUCUGGUAUGUAAACGCCAUGGAUCCGUGGGAUCGGAUAAUGUACGACUUGGUGGUUAAUCAGAUGAGUGAAAAUAGUCUCGCCAAAGAAGCUCUCCAUGUUGAAAUUUCACCGGAGCCGGAUCUCCAGCCGAAGAGAUACCAUAUUCUCAAGCCAAGUUACAUAAGAAAACGAGACGACGGGAGUGAUGGAACCUAUGAAAUCGUCUCGUUGUCCGCGAUGCUCGAGUCCACGCUCGCGACGGUCGAUUCCUCGAGCGUGAGCGCGAUUAAUAAUCAAGAGAAUCACGUCGAGAAUACUAAACGUAGAGAACGAUCACAUCUCGUCGAUAAAACCGAAGACGCUAUAUCGUUGAACGCAUCCACUAUUGAGAGUAAAGACACCGUCGGAGCUAACGCGAGCACAAUAAUGCUCGAGGAGACGAAGCCGAAGCCACGAUGGAUUUUGCAGUCCGGUGAGAGUCAGAAAUUCAAGAUCCGAUAUCAACCCGAGGAAAUGGGAACUCACCAAUGCACAUACGCGUUAUCCGUCAUCGACGGUGGUGACAUAACUUACAACAUCAACGUUCGUGGAAUCGCGGAUCUCCCGAGACUGGAUAUGAAUCCUAAUGCGGUCUUUUCAAAAGUUGAAAAAGUAAAGAUUGCCGACAUACACGAUCCUGCGUACUUCUCUGACAUUGGCGCUUACGAUUUCGGAUCCUUAUUGGCGUUUCGAGAGGACAAAAGUGAGCAUCGUCGUGAUACGGAAUUUAAAUUCUGCAACACUUCGAAAAUUGAUGCGGAAGUGUGCUUCUAUUUAAAGGAAAAUAUUCCGGAUAUUUUCAUUUUGAAGGAAGAGAAGCUUUACAUUCCGGCUGAACAAUGCAGAUUGUUGAAGAUAUCGGCGGGUGUUACGAAACCGGGCUUGUUUACCGACGAGAUGUAUAUAUGUGUGACGAAUAAUCCUCACGUCGAUACAUUCCAGCUUCGGUGUAGCGGCUCGAAAUUGGAUAUAGCACUUGAAGACAAACAAGUGUCCUUCGGCCAAGUGCUUCUGUAUAGGAGAGACUUUCUCACUAGUGUCAUUCGAAACAGAUCCCCGAUUCAGAUCUUCUGGCGUCUGGUUCCUGACGAAUCCUUGAAUUCUCAAAUAUCAUUCGCGCCGAACAGCGGAAUUGUGAAAGCAGGGAAUGAUCAAGAAAUUGAAUUCUGUUAUCACGCCAGCAAAAUUGGAACGGUCGACAUGAGCUUGACUUUCGACGCUUUCUUCCACGAGAACGACGUGGAAUCGAUUUUUACGGAAACACUCGCUCUAUCUGGAGAAACUUACGACGUGGCUGUUGACAUUAAUCAUGCAAAUCCAAUUGACUUAAAAUGCGUGAAAGUUGGCUUCCCUACAAGUGCAAACUUCACAAUAAACAAUCGAGGAAAUUACGAAGUUAAAUAUGUCAUACUUCUGGAGGGGCGAGACAAACAUGCCACGAUCGUGCCAAAUUUACCCGCCAGACUGAAGGAAGACAUCGAAAUUAGUCCUGCGUCUGGUUCUAUAAAAUCGCAGGAGGAGAAAACCGUAGAAGUAGAUUUUUUUAGACAAUUUUUUUUAUUUUUCGCACAUCAUUCUUACACGAUCAAAUGUCAGAAAUUGAAAGAAAUUGUCUGCCUAAUAGUAAGAAAUGUAACUUUUUUACCGAAGAACGAAAUUACCCUGAAAGAGUGUCCGAUACUUCAAUGUAACCUUCUCGACACGAACAAGCAAGCCGUCGUAAUUGCGAAAAUCCCACUGACAGUUUCUCUAGUUGCUUAUUACACUAGAUUCCGCGUUUAUCCUUAUCCUGAGAUAAAUUUCACCUCGAUCGGCGUGUGCACCGAAAAGACGAUGCACUUGCAUGUGGAAAAUAUCGGACAGUUCCCGCUGCAUUAUUUCAUUCAGGAAACACCUAUCAGCCAUCCGUCGGUCGCCUAUAUGACGCAGGUUAAGAAGGAAGACACAAUCAAAAAGGAUAUCGACAAAGCGACGGAUACAUCAAGCAGAAAAAAUAAAAACAACAUGUCAGAAUUUAUGACCAAGUUGCAAGCCGGCCCUUUCACCGUAACGAAGACCGAGGGAAACGUCCAACCGGGCAAGGUCGAUACCGUAACGAUCAAAUGUUACCCGGAAUUUGUAGGUUCUGAAGAAGAGCAAAUAUUAAUUCUCGUGCCAGACAGUGUCCCCGAGGACAAAAGCGGCAAAUUAGUAACUCUUUCCGUCAACUCUUACUUGCCCCGAGUCGAUUUUUAUAAUCUCGACGCUAUGUUCCAUGAGAAUUACAUAGUAGAGCGCAUUCAGGACUUUGUUUGCCCAAAAGAAGUUGGCGCGCAUACUGUGUUCGCACGUGAAGAAAGAUGCUUGUAUUUUCGGCAAGUCAUGGUAUGCCACACUCACAAAGCGUAUUUUAUGCUGCAUAAUCGAAACAUGAUACCUGCCGACGUAGAACUGACUUUACAUCGGAAUUCACCUCUAUCAGCAACCUUUGAACCUGAUACUUUCGUAGUGACACCCGAGAGAGAGCGCAUACCGCCCAUGAGUCGGAAGAGAUUCGCGAUUUCGUUCAACCCAACGUUACUAGAGACAUACCACGCCGUUUUCGGAAUAGAGGUCGAGCAGCCUUCGCACCUGAAGGACGAAAAAUUUCUCGUUAAAUUAAUGGGACAGGCCUGCGUGCCAGAAGUGACAAUAGUGGAACCGCCGAAUGGAAAACGAGAACGAGCUGUACUAAAUUUCGGCCGUACGCUCGUAAACGAUUCCGAUGUGAGAAGUUUCGCUUUCCGGAAUGUCGGCCUAAUACCGGCCAAGGUGAUCGUCGAGAUCAUCGAAAUCGACGAGGAUCCGAAAUUUCUCUUUACCCUCGGCACCCGCGACAAUGGGGAGGACUCGACGAACGGAUUGCGGGAUUACGGAGUUGAACACAUGUCGAACAAUCGAUGCGUCGUGGUUCACUUAACGCCCGGGGAAACGGCCUCGGUCGAAGUGAAAUUCAGCCCGUGGGAGAUCGGCAAGUACAAGGGUCUGGUGCGAUUAUUUGUCGCUGAUAAUCCCUACGAGAAUCUGACAAUCGACCUGAAAGCCGAGGUGUACGCGGAAUUAAUUGUAUUGAAAGAUCUGAAACUUGUAAACGCGAAGUCCGCUGUUACCAACGAGAGACGGGAGUUAAAUUCCAAACUGCGAAGAUCGUCGUCACGGCCGGACAGCGUAUCAGGAGACUCAUCAUCGACGUUGCUCUCCGCUUCGUUGAUCUACAGGUUGGAUUUCGGCUGCUGCUUCGUCAACAAAAUAUACAGGAAGAAUUUUAAGAUCGUUAAUAAAUCGGCGGAUCGAUACUUACGAUUCCAAUGGGACGAACAUCCCAACGUUGUAUUCACUCCGUCCAUCGGUCAUCUUAAGGGUCUCACCUGCAAGGAAAUUGUCGCGACGUUCCUCUCUUCGGAACCGGCGAACUACGUCGAUACGCAUCUCGAUUGUACAAUUUACGCGAUCGAGCUCGUCGAUCUCGCGAAAGAACCGUGCUGGGACGAUCGGGAAACGGAAGUGCGAUGGGUGACGAUCAAUUCCGACGAUGCGGCGGAUGAGCAGGAGACAAAUGCGGAAACGUACGCGAGAAAAGUGGUCGAGCCCGUUCACGAGCCGAGCCACGAAAUCGUACCUGGCACGACGAAGUGCAUCCAAGUGUUGCUUAACGCGAUCGUGGCAUUCUCCAAGUAUUCUUGUCUCGUUAAGGAGAUCAAUUUCAAGGAUACGCUAAUGUUUCAGACACGCGAAUAUGUAUUCACCUUCUCGAAUACCGGCACUGUCGACGUUGAGUACACGUGGUGGAUAAACAUGGACGAACAGUAUCCGAUAAGACGGACCUCAAAUUACUCGCGACCCACGCUGAGGCCACGAGGAAACACGAGAUCUGUGACUAAUCCGUCAGCACGCCCGACUCACGUUAUCGUCGAGAUCAAGCCACCUGCUAGCGUCGGCGAGCCGUCUGAUCUCUUCAGCAGCAACGCCGGUUUGACGGAGAGAAGUAGCGACAGUUGGUUAGAGAGUGACGAUUUGCCAUUUGGAAUUUACCCCGAAAAGGGAAUACUACCGCCGGGUGAAUCGAUACAAUGCACCCUACGAUUCUCACCUGUGGACGUGUUCGACUACAAAGCGUAUCUCACGUGCAAAGCGGAGAAUCUCGAUCCGGAACUGACCAAGUUGGUUAUUCCCAUCGCGGGAAGAAGUUUGCUGCCGUAUUGUCACUUCGACGUACCGGAAAGCAACUAUCUGUCCGACGAUAGACGCGACGCGAAACUCCCGGGGCCCAUCGAUUAUCAAGCUGCGGCCGAUGGCUCGCUUCCGGCAGACACGAGAGUAAUUGAGUUCAACGUGGUUGGAAUCGGCGAGACUCACGUGAGAAAAGUCCGAAUGAUAAAUCCGACAUCGGACGAUUAUCAUUUCGCAUGGAAUGAUCGAACCUGUCAUGCGGAAGGCGCGAUUCCGAAUUUCCACUGCGUGCUGUCGGAGGGAAUCGCUGAGCGGGGAAAACAGGUCGAGUUCGCCUUCGCGUUUCUCGCGGAGCGCGUCGGCACCCUCGAGUCCUUCUGGUUAUUCUCCAUCGAGAAGUACAGUCUGGAGUGCCUCUUCUUGUUGGUCGCGAUUGUUAGGGAACCCUCGGUCUAUUGUCCGCUCGUUCAUCUAAGGAUGAGACCGACUGUUUUGGGUACUAAAGUGCGGGAAUCAAUAAGCAUUGUCAACGAAGAAGAAUUCCAGUUGCUGUACGAGGUAGCACGCGAGUCUUUGUAUUCCGAGGGGCGCUUGCAGAAUUUGAAAGUAACACCUAUGAGCGGCAUUUUAAAUGCAAGGAGCGAACAGGUCCUAUGGCUCGAGUAUCAGCCCACUUUGGCCGGUGAAUUUCAAUUUCUCGUAAAGUGCGCCGUGAAAAAGAUGAAGGCGCCACUUACUAUCCUCGUUACGACGAUUACGUACGACAUCGUCGUGUCGGUUACCUACGUUGAUCGGAGCGGUCGGGUCGUGCGGCUCGAUCAAGAUCAAGAAAAUAUCGUCGAUUGCGGCAGACUGAUGCUGAAAGUGCCCGUCGUGAUCACGUUUGAAAUAACGAACUCGAGCGAAAUGACGAUUUACUAUUUUUGGGAUCUCGGCAUGACGCCGGAAAUAAUCAGCAGAAACACGUACACGCUCGCGAUGUCCGAAAAUCAGGGUGACGCUAUCAGCGAGUCGCGAGUUGACUGUCGACUUACCGUCACGGGGUUACGAAAAACGGUGAUAAAAAGUCAUCGCGUUCUAUUGAAGAUUUCGAGAGGGCCGACGUAUCGAUUAAUCUUGAAAGCGACAGCGAAUAAACCGGCUUUGGAAUUCAGUUUCAAUCAUUACGAUUUUGGGCCUUGCUACGUACAAGACGCCAUUGCUGCGGUUUGGAAUCACGUCGAUCUGCGUAUUACAAAUUUCGACAGCAUCCCGUACAUGUGUGUGAGCUGUUCAUCGCACGUCAAUCAAGAUCAAUUAAUGCGAGAGAUUGAUUUCCUUAGAUUGGAGUGCAAGUUCGAAGAGAAGCCGCAUAUCUCCGUGAUCCUCGACGCUCUUUCGGAAAAAAUAACUGCCCGAUCGAACAUUGUUGUCCCGAUAAAAUUCCGACCGUUGGAACGGACGCGCUAUCGAGACGAGCUACGUUUCACAAUCGAUUCGGCGAUUGAGAAGAAAAUCACUAUAAUGGGUGAAGGAAUCGCGUACAAGGUUCAUUUGGUAAACCCGUGCGACAAGUCAGUGGAUCUCGGCAAUUUGCCGAUUAAUAAGACGACCAGCAAGAGGAUACCGGUGAUCAAUGAGGGGCGCGCCGCGCUCGAGUUGCGGUUCGACCUCACAAAGCGCUUGUCAGGAUUCGAGCCUCGUGAAGGAAUCCAACCGUGUUCGAAAAGGACCGUUCCCGGGGAUGGUUCUAAGCUGGAUCGAACGCGAGCGUCGAUGAUAGAGAUGCCAAGCGCGGGCACCAAUGAAGCGGCCCCGAUCCAACCCGAUCUGUCUGAGGUUCUCGAAGUCGAGCCGACAGGAUCGAUCGUCCUACAGCCGGGUAAAAUCGUCAAUGUCUUCGUCAAAUACAAGCCCACGCGCAGAAUACGCCCCUUCGUCACCCAGGUGGCGUACCAGACUGCUUCCACCGUUCAGCCGUUGUUCGCCUUGCGUGGCAGUUGCAUAGGAAGGGAGUUCCGUUUGAGCAAGACUCGUCUUUCCUUCGGUUUCGUCCAUCAAGGUUGCCUAGAGGAGACGAAGAUAGCGCUAUUGAACACCGGGGACAUUGGCGCAAGAUUCAAGUGGAACACGUCGAAAUUGCCAUGGGAAUUUAGCAUCGCUCCUGCGGCUGGCUAUUGCUCUCCCGGCAUGAGUGUCAACUUCAUCAUCAGUUUCCGACCUACUCGGCAUGACAGUUUGAUCGAGGGCGAUGCGUUGCUCGAAAUCGAGAAAUAUGGUGCUCUCGGUGUAAGAAUCACAGGGGGUUGCCGCAAACUGCCGGAUCCGAUCGACAUCUUGUUCUUCACAUGUCGCGUGCGUGAGAAACUGACCAAGACACUGAUUGUCGAGAAUGACACCGGUGUUCCAUGGACAGUGAAACCGGAAGUCACCGGCGACUACUUCACCGCUGACGAAAUUUUACGCGUGCCGCCGAAUAAUUCCGCCUCAUGUGCAAUCACCUAUGCCCCUCUAGUUAUGAACAGCGACAGCAAUCCGCAUAAGGGGACGUUACUUUUGAGGCUGCCGAAUGAAAAAGCGCUCGUGGUGUAUGUUCUUCAGGGACUGAGCGUAGCCCCGCAAAUUCUUCGCAGAAUUACACGUCAGUUCCCGGCGAAGACAAGGUUCACCGAACUGUUACCUGUUUAUAAUUGGACGAAUAGGCAACAACGGUUUGACUGCAAGAUCGAAAAUUUAGACGACGAGGAAACGGCCAAGGAUUUUGCGUUCACUUUCGUCGGUAACACUAAGAUAGACGUACCAGCGAAUAAUCAGCGAGAUUAUCGCGCCGAAUUUCACUCUUACAAGGAAUCAAAGUGCAACUUCAAGGUGACGUUCACCAAUCAAGAGAACGAAUAUCAAUUUUAUGAGCUGCAAUACAACAUCACGAGACCCGAAGAGAUUGAGUCGAUUAAGCUGUUCACCACGGCGCGAAUUCCGGUGUACUACACUCUGAAGCUCGAUAAUCCGCUUAAGCAGCAACGGAUAGUAUACAAUGCGACGUGUCAGCAUCCAUACGUCACGAUCUACAACGUACCCAAGACGGUGGCGCCUACAUCCAGCGAAACCAUCAGGGUCGAGUAUUACCCUGUACACCCCAGCGACGAAACUGUGGUGAAGCUGGACGUUCAUUGCGAGGAACUCGGUUUGUUCCCGUACGAAUUGCGAUUAAGGGCCGCGCCGGUACACGCGGAGGAGACUACACGCGUCGUCGCGACACUCGGAAGCUGCAUCACCUUCUCCUUACCCAUCAGCAAUUUCACGAAAGAGAGCGCCGUGUUCGCGAUCAAGGUGGACAAAGAGUGCUUCGUGGCCCCGAGGAAGAUCGAAGUGCCGCCACUGAAGAGCGCCUCGUGUGACGUCACCUACGAACCUAGCGACAUCGAGAAUGUCUUCGCCACUUUAACAGCUACUUCCGAAAUCGCCGGAGAAUUUAUAUUUCCACUCGUCGGCAUGUAUUCAUUACCGAUGCCUCGAGGACCUUACGUAGUCAGAUGCAACGCACCGGCUCUCAUACCAUUCAAAAACAUAUUCAGAGAUGCCAAAUCGUUCGAGCUUGUCUUGGACGACCCUCAAGCUUUCACCACCACGACGUCGUUGCUGAAUGUCAAGCAGAAACAGGUGGUCGAUAUAGCUGUUCGUGUAACAGAUAUUUCAAAAAGAGAUGGUGAAUAUUAUCAAGAAUCAGAAAAUUAUAUCUACCCAAUAACCGGAAAACUCCUGGUGUACUGUACGGAUCCAAAGCUUUCUCACAUCAAGUGGACUUAUUAUUUAAGAGGUGUACGUGAUUAA
This is a messenger RNA of Dinoponera quadriceps, 12146 nucleotides long. Its product is annotated as hydrocephalus-inducing protein homolog. Gene Ontology annotation, biological process: cilium movement; axonemal central apparatus assembly. Bases 36 to 12146 code for a protein of 4036 amino acids. The record is from RefSeq and is a predicted model, not a curated record. Gene Ontology annotation, cellular component: axoneme. The transcript is spliced from 58 exons. Lineage: Eukaryota; Metazoa; Arthropoda; Insecta; Hymenoptera; Formicidae.